Messenger RNA from Leopardus geoffroyi (Geoffroy's cat), 3137 nucleotides. It is a transcript of the gene KCNQ1, whose product is annotated as potassium voltage-gated channel subfamily Q member 1. Gene Ontology annotation, cellular component: membrane; voltage-gated potassium channel complex. Gene Ontology annotation, molecular function: voltage-gated potassium channel activity. Gene Ontology annotation, biological process: potassium ion transport; transmembrane transport. The coding region runs from base 116 to 2194 and encodes 692 amino acids. Lineage: Eukaryota; Metazoa; Chordata; Mammalia; Carnivora; Felidae. The transcript is spliced from 17 exons. The record is from RefSeq and is a predicted model, not a curated record.
GGUCCCCCGCGGCGGGGCUGGCGGCAGCGGCCGGCCGCACUGCGCCCAGGCGCCCGCCCUCGCUGCAGCUCCGGGUGCCGCCGCCCGCCCGGCCCCCCGCGGGCGCUGCCUGGCCAUGGCCGCGGCCUCCUCCCCGCCCAGGCCCGACAAGAAGCGCUGGGGCUGCGGCCGCCUGCCGGGCUCCCGGCGGGGCAGCACGGGCCUGGCCAAGAAGUGUCCCUUCUCGUUAGAGCUGGCGGAGGGCGGCCCGGGGGGCGGCGCGCUCUACGCACCCAUCGCGCCGCCGGGCGCCCCGGGGCCCGCGCCCCUCGCGUCCCCGGCCGCGCCCCCGACCGCCGCCGACCUUGCCCCGCGGCCGCCCGUGAGCCUCGACCCGCGCGUCUCCAUCUACAGCGCGCGCCGCCCGCUCCUCGCGCGCACCCACAUCCAGGGCCGCGUCUACAACUUCCUCGAGCGCCCCACCGGCUGGAAGUGCUUCGUGUACCACUUCGCAGUCUUCCUCAUCGUCCUGGUCUGCCUCAUCUUCAGCGUGCUGUCCACCAUCGAGCAGUACGUCGCCCUGGCCACAGGGACCCUCUUCUGGAUGGAGAUUGUGCUGGUGGUGUUCUUUGGGACGGAGUACGUGGUCCGCCUCUGGUCGGCAGGCUGCCGGAGCAAGUACGUGGGCGUCUGGGGGCGGCUGCGCUUUGCCCGGAAGCCCAUCUCCAUCAUCGACCUCAUCGUGGUCCUGGCCUCCAUGGUUGUCCUCUGCGUGGGCUCCAAAGGGCAGGUGUUCGCCACCUCGGCCAUCAGGGGCAUCCGCUUCCUCCAGAUCCUGAGGAUGCUGCACGUUGAUCGCCAGGGAGGCACCUGGAGGCUGCUGGGUUCUGUGGUCUUCAUCCAUCGCCAGGAGCUCAUCACCACCUUGUACAUCGGCUUCCUGGGUCUCAUCUUCUCCUCGUACUUCGUGUACCUGGCCGAGAAGGACGCCGUGAACGAGUCGGGUCAAGUGGAGUUUGGCAGCUACGCGGAUGCCCUGUGGUGGGGGGUGGUCACGGUCACCACCAUCGGCUACGGGGACAAGGUGCCCCAGACGUGGGUCGGGAAGACCAUUGCCUCCUGCUUCUCUGUGUUCGCCAUAUCCUUCUUCGCGCUCCCGGCGGGGAUUCUCGGCUCCGGCUUCGCCCUGAAGGUCCAGCAGAAACAGAGGCAGAAACACUUCAACAGGCAGAUCCCGGCCGCAGCCUCUCUCAUUCAGACGGCGUGGAGGUGCUAUGCGGCCGAGAACCCCGAGUCCUCCACCUGGAACAUCUACGUCCGGAAACCCACCCGGAGCCACACCCUGCUGUCCCCCAGCCCCAAGCCCAAGAAGUCUGUCAUGGUAAAGAAGAAGAAGUUCAAACUGGACAAGGACAACGGGGUGAGUCCCGGAGAGAAGACGCUCACGGUCCCCCACAUCACAUGCGAGCCCGUGUCAGAAAAGCGGAGGCCAGACCACUUCUCCGUGGACACCUGCGACAGCCCUGUGAAGAGCCCCAUGCUGCUGGAAGUGAGCACGACCCACUUUUUGAGAACCAACAGCGUGGCCGAGGACCUGGAUCUGGAGGGGGAGACGCCGCUGGUCCCCAUCACGCACGUGUCACAGCUGCGGGAGCACCAUCGGGCCACCAUCAAGGUCAUCCGGCGUAUGCAGUAUUUUGUGGCCAAGAAGAAAUUCCAGCAAGCGCGGAAGCCCUACGACGUGCGGGACGUCAUCGAGCAGUACUCCCAGGGCCACCUCAACCUCAUGGUGCGCAUCAAAGAGCUGCAGAGAAGGCUGGACCAGUCCAUCGGGAAGCCGUCCCUUUUCAUCUCUGUCUCAGAAAAGAGCAAGGACCGGGGCAGCAACACCAUUGGGGCCCGCCUCAACCGGGUAGAAGACAAGCCGGGGCUGCUGCACCAGAUUUAUCCGGGAGAAGACAGGAUCAGGCCCCUGUCCGGGGACCUUACACAGGUGGCGCAGCUGGACCAGAGGCUGGUGCUCAUCACGGACAUGCUUCAGCAGCUGCUGUCCCUGCACCACGGCGGCCCCCCGGGGAGCCGCCCCCCCAGCGGGGGCGGGGCUCAGGUGCAGCCCUGCGGCCCCACCAACCCUGAGCUCUUCCCGCCGGGCAACGCCCUGCCCACCUACGAGCAGCUGACUGUGCCCCGCAGGGGCCCCGAGGAGGGGUCCUGAUGGGGGCUCGGGGCCCCAGGCCCUCGAGGGAAGGCCCGGAGGGGGGCGGCCGGGCCCACCUCCCACCCAGCAGGGGCCCCCUGGGUCACUGGCCCCUCCCUCGCAGGCCCCAGACCCCCCCCCCCAACCCGUGAGCCGCGCUGCCCUGAGAGCCUGCUCUUAAAGGGUCCCUGAGGCCGCCUCCCCCCAGCCGGCGGGUACUAGAACUUGGCUGGGUUCGGGGGCCCCUCUCGACUCUGAGACCACACCGUGGACCCCACAUCACUCGUGUGGCAGUUGGGACACGGUGGCAGGGCGCAGGCUGGACACCCGAGGCACUUGGUGCAUCCCACCUACGGCCAAGAGACAGCACAGGGAGUGCAGGCCCACCCUGGUAGGCCCUAGGGGGCUUCCUGAGAGGAGACAGAGGGGCCGCCUGGACAGGGUCUGGGGGUACCACACCCUCAGACUCGAACCCAGGACCCCUGGAGAAGGCAGGCAGGGCAGGGCAGGCCCAGCCCAUGCCAACUCAAGGAUGCCCAUGACGGAGGCCCCGGAGCCCCACUCAGCAGGCCCCAGGCCUGGGCCACGGCUUCGGGCAGGAGGGACCAGCCCACCGCGGUCCCCAGAGUGCUCCCCUGGGGGUGGAAUGUCCCCCACUUUGGACUGGCAGCUUCUCCCGCUCACUCCCUGCCCCGCGUGCGGCCCCCCGCCUCAGCUCCCCGCCAGGUCUGAUCAGCUGGAAAGAGGCACAGAACCGUCGUGUCCCCUGGCCGGCUGCUGGGCGAGGAGUUGCGUGAGGCUGUCACGGUCCCUGCAUGGGACAGGGGCUCCUCCCGGGCGUCACGUCUCACAGAAAUCAGAAUAAUUUAAGGUGAUUUGGAAUCUGUGUUUUAAUGAGUUUCACAGUAUGAUUUUGAGUCUUCAUUGUGACGCUUUUCCUAAUAAACGUGGUCUCACGAAA